CUGUGUCUGCAGCCCAAACGAGGCCUUCUGCUGCUCCUUUUCUCUCCUCUCUUGAAACUCUGAACAGGCCUAAACAGUUCGCUCCCCGGUCCUGACUUGUUGCCAAUUUAAGAAACCAGAAACUCCUGACAUGACCUCGGGGCACCAGCUGGUUUCUGGCUCAGGAAGGCCCGCCUUGUGUUUCGUGCCAAGCAUUCGUUCCCUGUAUGCAGUUAAAGGAGAAGAAGACGGUGGAGGAGGAGGAAGAGGCGACGGCACUCCAGACGGCCAGGAAGGAGCCAUGGCCGCCGUCUUCCUGCCGGGCAACCUUCAGGAUGAAGCCACUUGCUCCGUCUGCCUGGAGUACUUCAAGGACCCCGUCUCCAUCGAGUGCGGCCACAACUUCUGCCGCUCCUGCAUCGCCAAGAGCUGGAAGAGCCUGGAGAGCGAUUUCCCCUGCCCUCAGUGCAGGGAGGUUUUCAAGGAGAAGAGCUUCAGGCCCAACAGGCAGUUGGCCAACAUGUCCGAGAUCAUCAGCCAGUUCAUCAUGCAUGGCGGCAAGGGACUGGAUGAGGACGGGCUCUGCGAGAAGCACAAGGAGGCCCUGAAGCUCUACUGCAAGGACGACCAGAAGACCAUCUGCGUGGUGUGCGACCGGUCUCGGGACCACAGGCCUCACACCGUGGUGCCCAUAGAGGAGGCUGCCCAGGAAUACAAGGAACAAAUUCAGACCCGUUUGGAUUUCUUGAAAAAAGAGAGACAAGAGCUUCUGGAAUUCAAAACACAGGACGACAAGAAAAGCCAAGACCUUUUGAAAACUAUAGAGACUGAGAGACAGAAGGUCCUCUCUGAAUUUGAAGGGAUGCGCCAGUUUCUGCAUGAACAAGAGCAGCUUCUUCUGGGUCAGCUGGACAAGAUGGAGAAGGGCAUCAACAAGAGGCAGAACGAGAACAUCACCGAGCUCUCCAAGGAGAUUUCUCUCCUCAACAAACUCAUUGCUGACCUGGAAGAGAAAAUCCAAGAGCCAGUGCUCGAUUUCCUCAAGGAUGUGACAAGUGCCCUAAUCAGAAGUGAUGACCUUAAAUGUCAGAGGCCGGUCCCCGUUUCUUCUGACAUGAAGGGCCACACCUGCAAUUUCUCUCUGAAGACCGUGGUCCUCAAGGGAGUGCUAAAGAAAUUCAAAGAUCACCUGCGGGAUGAAUUGGGGAAAGGUGAGAAAGAGGAGCUGCUCCUGGACCCAGAGACGGCCAACCACCUCCUCAUCCUCUCCGCGGACCUCAAGGGCGUGAGGAUGGGCUGCAGAAAGCAAGACCUACCUGACAACCCCAAGCGCUUCGACACCAACUCCCGCGUCCUGUCCACCGAGGGUUUCAAGUCGGGGAGGCAUUACUGGGAGGUGGAGGUGGGGUCCGCCGACGGCUGGGCCUUUGGGGUGGCCAAGGAGUCGGUGCGCAGGAAAGGCCUGACCCAGUUUAGCCCCGAAGAGGGCAUCUGGGCAUUGCAGCAAACGGGCGGGCGGUACUGGGCAGUCACGGUCCCCAAGCGGACCCCGAUUUUCAUCCCCGAGAGGCUCCACAAAGUGAGGGUUUACUUGGACUACGAAGGGGAAGAGGUGUCCUUCUACAACGCUGACAACAUGCAGCACAUUUUCACCUUCAACGUCGCCUUUACGGAGAGGGUGUUUCCUCUCUUCUCCGUUUGCUCCACUGUCACCUACAUUAAACUUUGCUCCUGAGGGCAGAAGGGUGCUUCGUUCCAAGGGAGGGGGGGCAGCU
Molecule: messenger RNA, 1754 nt
Organism: Lacerta agilis (Sand lizard)
Lineage: Eukaryota; Metazoa; Chordata; Lepidosauria; Squamata; Lacertidae
Product: E3 ubiquitin-protein ligase TRIM7-like
Exons: 7
Coding region: 131-1714 (527 amino acids)
Molecular function (GO): zinc ion binding; protein binding
Source: RefSeq, a predicted model, not a curated record